AUGGCUGCUGAUAGCUCUACAUUACUCAUUACGCCGUUACACGAAACAUUCCUCGCUCAGGUCGAAGGUAUCGACUGGACAGCGCCAAUCUCUGACGCAAUCAUCGCGGAAAUGCAAAAGGCGAUCGAUAAAUAUGGCGUGUUGGUUUUUCGUAAAGCGAAUAUCGACAACGAGACGCAGGUAGCUCUAACAAAGGAGGUUCGGAGAGCUCGAUUUCAUGCCCUCCGUCUACAUCAAGGACGCUUUCCUCACACUCCACAAAUUUUUGACCUCUCCAACCUAGACGAGCAGGGGAACAUCAUCCUGUGGACGAAUCGAUUCUUAUCUAUGUCCAUGAAGGGAAACCAACUGUGGCACGCCGACAUGUAA
Molecule: messenger RNA, 369 nt
Organism: Cladophialophora bantiana CBS 173.52
Lineage: Eukaryota; Fungi; Ascomycota; Eurotiomycetes; Chaetothyriales; Herpotrichiellaceae
Exons: 1
Coding region: 1-369 (122 amino acids)
Molecular function (GO): oxidoreductase activity
Source: RefSeq, a predicted model, not a curated record